Messenger RNA from Venustampulla echinocandica, 1107 nucleotides. RefSeq names its product L-allo-threonine aldolase. The coding region runs from base 1 to 1107 and encodes 368 amino acids. Gene Ontology annotation, cellular component: cytosol. The transcript has 2 exons. The record is from RefSeq and is a predicted model, not a curated record. Gene Ontology annotation, biological process: glycine biosynthetic process; L-threonine catabolic process. Gene Ontology annotation, molecular function: L-allo-threonine aldolase activity. Lineage: Eukaryota; Fungi; Ascomycota; Leotiomycetes; Helotiales; Pleuroascaceae.
AUGGACGAAGCAUGUAACCUUCUGGGCUCGAUGCCGAUUGCGUGGGCCAAUCCCGGGCAAGCUCAAUUUGAUUUUCGCACCUUACCAGGUGAUGUAGUAACGACACCGACAAUAUCCAUGCUGCGUGCCAUUAUAGAGACCUCACUCCUCGAUGAUGUUUAUCAGGAAGAUCCUACAACCACAUCUCUUGAACGACUUAUGGCCAAUAUGACCGGACAUUCACAAGCUGCAUUCGUUCUCUCUGGGACCAUGGGAAACCAAGUAGCCCUCCGCACCCAUCUAACCCAGUCUCCACAUGCAGUGCUUUGCGAUAGCCGUUCCCAUAUCAUCCACUGGGAAGCAGGCGGACUUGCAAGCCUAUGUGGAGCAAUGGUUCAAGGAGUGUCCCCAGCAAAUGGAGCGUUCUUGACUUUGGAAGACAUUCAACGCAAGGCGAUCUUGAGUGAUGAUGUUCACAGAUGCCCCACCCGCGUGAUAUCGCUGGAAAAUACAAUUUCCGGCCUCAUUCAUCCGCUUUCCGAAAUCCAGAGGAUCUCCGAAUGGGCUCGCCGACACAAGGUGAAGCUUCACCUGGACGGCGCAAGACUUUGGGAGGCUGUUGCCGCUGGCGGUGGAACCUUGCUGGACUAUGCGAAAUGCUUCGAUAGCGUGUCAUUGGACUUCUCCAAGGGGCUCGGAGCCCCCAUGGGCGCAAUUAUAGUGGGGGAUUCCGAGUUCAUCGCAAGGGCGCGACGGAUUAGAAAAAGCAUCGGCGGUGGAAUGAGGCAGGCAGGUGUUCUAAGUGCUGCUGCAAGAGACGCAGUUGAAGGAUUUCAUGACGAGUAUGAACCGGGCGAGAAAUUAAGGUUCGCGCAUGCUCUUGCCCGGAGUGUUGCUGAAAUGUGGAUUCGAAAGGGAGGCAAGUUGAGUAGGCCCUCACAGACUAAUCUCGUGUGGGUAGAUUUGAACGACGCGGCAGUUAGCUCAGAAGAAUUCCAGGACAUUGGUAGGAAGUAUGGUGUCAAAGUAGAUGGUAGUAGGAUUGUCCUGCAUUAUCAGAUCAGUGAUGAGGGGAUACGGAGACUCGGGUCAACAUUUACCGAAGUGUUAUCGAAGCUACCUAGGUAG